CAUUAUUCUCGUUCACACAACGCUAAAUUUAUUGACCUUUCUCAUCAGUGUUUAGCACGACAAAUAUUCUUACAGCGUGACAGCGGACCCUUUCGAACUUCUUAUAAAGUUCUGUGAUCACAAAACCAGACCCCCACAAAGUGCUCCGUCAUUUGAUUUCGUCGGAUUCGGAAUCGAGGUCUGGUGACUUAUUUGACAGAUCCGAGGAGGAUGGCAGGGUUACGCAGAAGCCUCGUUGUGCAUCUUUUCUUCGUUUUCUUGGUUUCUGAAGCGAAGGCCAAGCAAAUGGUCACCCCCGAACAGCUCCAGAUCCAAGCAAGCAUCGAGCAGGACCAUGAUUUCGCCUACAUCAAUAACAAGCCUGUCAUCCCCGACUUGCCUUCCUCCCAAAAACAGUUGAUUCUGGAUCGGUAUGGGACAUUCUUUGGCAAUCAACCAAGCCAGCCGCCUCUGGACUUGAUUCCAUGGAUUCCACCACCUCUAUUCGCCAGAGCUCCGCCAAUGAUUCGAGUGUGCCCAGCAAUUAGGGUCCAUAAAAUCCUCUGGACUGGAAUUAACUGUGACGACGAGCCAGUUGGCGUUGUACAGUUUGACGAUGUUAAUCAGUGGGUUAUAUGGGAGGAGUGCUCCCGGCCUGAGUCACCGCAUAUUUCUCUAGAUGAACAUGGCAUUACGGUCGAGUGUUCACAGACGGUUCGGGUAGUUCCAAUGGUGGUUUUUCGGUUACCCUUUACUUCUUUCGAUGACGUCACAAUACAGAAUAUCAAGAUCAAGUCAUGCACCAGCUAUCUGGGUAUUGAAUCUGACUCACCAAGUGACCCACAAGAUCCAGUUAGUCCCCAAGAUCAAAUAGGCCCAUAUAAGGAGCCACAACCUUCAGAACCAAUUCCUUAGGGAAGCAAAUAAUACCCCUUGGGGCACUAUGGGGGCAUGAUGGCACCUCCCCCCCCAAAAAAAAAAAACAGUAGAGUAGAAAUUUUAAAAAUCCUCUUUAAAUAUAUCCUGAUCCAUUCUACAAAGUAUUCUAUUUUAGAUUGAGUUGUUUAAGAUUAAGUAAAAGUGAUUACGCGGUCUCUGUAUAAUUUUGCAGUAGUGGACAUUAAUGUUACUCUUGACCGAUAAUUAUAAUUAGACACUCUUACAAUUACUGAAUUAAAUAAAGAUUUGUACUUAAAUACUUGAGGGAUUCGACAUAAAAUGUUGCAGUGUAAAUAUCAAAUCAAGCAUAGUACUGUCUGUAUAAUGGAAUCAAUUCGUAUUUAUUACUGUCAUGUCUGUAUUUUAACCCACUGGCCUGUUUAUAUUCAUAUUUCCUCUGUAUCAGUUCAUAUUGGUAAAAGUUCCAACAUGUUCUUCAUGAAAUUAAUAUUUUUCAAAUAACCAAAUGCCAUAGUUGAUGGUUCUCGGAAUAUAAAUUUAAAAAUAGACCAAACCAUGAAAUACUUUCUGAACGGAAUGUUUUCGAAAUGCUUUCCGAAUGUUAACGUCACUCUUCUCUCAUCCAUGCCCGUUUAAUUUGUUAUUAGCAUGUUAUCAGUGUAGCUUUAUACAAUGGAGAACCGUUAAACGUAUAACCAUCGUAGUUUAAAAUGUCGAAAUGCGUUGUAUUUACAUAAUACAGAUGGUAACAUUUAUACAAGAUAUAUCAUUAAGUUACAAACACUAACAUUCAUUUAAUAAAUUGAACAAAAGUAA
Lytechinus variegatus (green sea urchin) is the source of this 1695-nucleotide messenger RNA. RefSeq lists its product as uncharacterized. Bases 211 to 894 code for a protein of 227 amino acids. The record is from RefSeq and is a predicted model, not a curated record. Lineage: Eukaryota; Metazoa; Echinodermata; Echinoidea; Temnopleuroida; Toxopneustidae. The transcript is spliced from 2 exons.